Molecule: messenger RNA, 1577 nt
Organism: Notolabrus celidotus (New Zealand spotty)
Lineage: Eukaryota; Metazoa; Chordata; Actinopteri; Labriformes; Labridae
Gene: elof1
Product: ELF1 homolog, elongation factor 1
Exons: 4
Coding region: 157-408 (83 amino acids)
Biological process (GO): transcription elongation by RNA polymerase II
Cellular component (GO): transcription elongation factor complex
Molecular function (GO): RNA polymerase II complex binding
Source: RefSeq, a predicted model, not a curated record
ACGUGUCAGACAGCCAAUGGCUGACCGCGCAGCACGAGCUGCCGUCCAAUCAUUGGACGUGAACACUUACUGAUCCCGGGUCUUAAGGAAGCCACUUCACCUCAGAACUGCAACGUGUAUUUUCUACAACCAUAGACUUGAGUUAGUUUGUGUGAAAUGGGUCGCCGCAAGUCCAAAAGAAAGCCCCCUCCUAAGAAGAAGAUGACGGGAGAUUUAGAUUCCCAGUUCACAUGUCCUUUCUGCAACCACGAGAAGUCGUGUGACGUCAAAAUGGAGAGGACCAGAAAUACUGGGAUAAUAUCCUGCACGGUCUGCCUGGAAGAGUUCCAGACCCCCAUCACCUACCUGUCAGAGCCGGUCGAUGUUUAUAGUGACUGGAUAGAUGCCUGUGAAGCAGCCAAUCAGUAGCCCUCGUGGAACUGGACAUCUCUCAGUAAGAAGGGUGAGGGGGGGUGAGGAUGAGGAUGUGGCUGGUGAACGCGGGCCUGUUAGGAUCAAGCUGGUCAGGGGACGUUUAACAAACUUUAAUUAUUCAGUUUCCCCAUAUGGUCACUUGAGUUGUACAGCUGUGUGAACAGCAAUUUCACUGAUGAUGAUCUGAUCUGAAGGAUUCUCGCUCUCCCCUGAUCCACCCCCUCCCCUUUCUGUACGAGCCACAACACAAGUUUAGUCUUUAUUUUAUGGUUUGUUACAUAAUUUGUAAUUUGGAGUGGUGACUGAUUUUCCUUGUACAAAGAGAGGCUUUCAGUUUUUGUUUUUCGUAUUUCUUUUUAUUUGAAUGUGUUUCAAAGAUGAUUUAGAUACAUUGUAAACAAGCCUCAAACAUGUCUUUAAAAAUGUGAUUCCUGCUUUUUAUUUUGUUACAACAGAGAAAUAUUGUCACCUGCUUGAAUAUCAUUUUAUGAAAGCUGACUCUUAAUAAAAAAAAGUUAGAUCCCAUCUUGAGAUUUUAAAGGAUAAGAAAGGAUACAAAGUAAAACAUUUCUGUGUAAGAAUGAUGAGAGAGAGGUGAAUAUGUGAAUCUUGACAGAAACAGGAAAAGCCUACUUGUCAAAAAAUUAUUUCUCACCCUCAUUCCUAAUUAUACACUCUGAUGAUAGUUGCAGGACCCAGCAAGAUAUUAGCGUUUUCAAACAAGCUUUACAACGUGUAUUUUAGUGAACUUCUUUUCUUUUUAGUUAGGAUGUUAUAGUUUGUGUAUUCUUAGAUACAGAUCUGUCAGAAACAUGAGGUCAUUCCACUGGAGAGAGGAAUGAAAAAGUACAAGAUUUAUUCUUAGCUUUUAAGUUCAAAUGUUUUGAAUCAUUCUGAAAUCAGUUAGUUUGUUUUUAGUUACAGCCUCAUUUUCACAAAAUGAACACUUUCAAAAAGUACAAAUUCUGUUUGUUAUUAAAGCAACACAUUGUGGUUGAUGUAGAGUGAUCCUAUCCUCAAGUCACGUGUGAUAUUGGAAACAUUUUUUCCUAAGCAACAGCCAUCAUUGUAAAUGCCUCAAAGCAAGCUGUAUUUUUUUAAAUGCUGUGAAUCUGAAAAGUGUGAUCCUGGAAAUAAACUAGUAUCGAGACUUGAUAACAGGA